Messenger RNA from Trichophyton rubrum CBS 118892, 531 nucleotides. RefSeq lists its product as uncharacterized. The record is from RefSeq and is a predicted model, not a curated record. The transcript has 2 exons. NCBI's taxonomy places the organism in Eukaryota, Fungi, Ascomycota, Eurotiomycetes, Onygenales, Arthrodermataceae. The coding region runs from base 1 to 330 and encodes 109 amino acids.
AUGUCGAUGCCAUGGUGGCUAAGGAUAGCAUCAGCAUCCGGGAACCAGACAAACACCAAGUUCAAGGCAAAUUCCUUCCGCCAGGGUGUUGAAGAUUUCUACGAGGCGUCCAAAAUAGAGGAAACGGACUUUAUGCCACGCAAACUCGCAUUCUGCCAUGUCUUAGGGUGGCUCCCGUCGAAGGAAGUCCGAGCAGCCCAUCUUGUCCCCAAGAGCCUAGAUGAAAUAUCAGUUGCCCACUUAUUUGGGGCUGGGGCAGUUACUAUAGAUGACCCUAGAAAUAGUGAGUUUAUAACCCUUAUACUUCUCCCUGUCUUCGAUCAAUGGUAGUUAACGUACGCUAGGUCUCAUGCUUGAAAAGAACAUCGAAAUGGCAAUGAACAUGGGAAACGUAGUGGUUGUACCAGUGAAAGCACCAUCAGCCGCAGAUGAAACUAUCCAAUGGAAACUCGUCGUCACAGACCCAGCCCUACUCAAGCAUGUAGCUACCGGUGGAGCCAAGUAGAAUUUUCUGCAUGGCAAGACGUUGAC